UCAUUGGCCUAUCCAUUAUAACAGCUGCAUAUAUGGUCAAUGUAGCAUGGUAUUUAAGUGAACGGCAUCCUACUUUAACAACACUAGAAACUGAUCACUAUCCAAUAUGGAAUAUACCUUUCCCUGCGAUUACCAUAUGCAACACCAAUCAAGUGCUUCGUUCCAGGGCUCUGGAACUGUCAAAAAAAAUGGUAUUACCGAAAAACGUGACACAUCAACAGAUUUUCAAAAACUUGCAGAUAGUAACACAACUGUUAAACCCAAAUAUUUAUGAGCAGAGAGAUGAUUUGAUUAACUUACAGGAGACAAUUGAUGCAAAUAAUAUUUCAGUCAGAAUGUUAACCAAAUACCUAGCUCCACAGUGCAAGCAACUCAUUGCUAACUGCACAUGGAAGGGACGCUUUGUACAUAAUUGCUAUAAGAUGUUCCAAGAUAUAACAACUACUGAAGGGCGUUGCUGUGCAUUCAACUACAAUGGAUAUCUGGAAGAAGUUAUGAACCAACAACAAAGUGUACCUGUAACUGGAAACAUAGAUGAAGUACAAAGGACAAGUACUUGUGGCUUUCAAAUGGGACUAUCUCUUCUUCUGGACAACCAGCCACAUGAAUACCAUUCAACAGUUCUUGCUUCAAAAGGAGUGAAGAUUUUCAUCCACAAUCCUGCUGCAUAUCCCAGUGGAGCAGCUGCGGAAGUUGUAAUAUCAGUUGGAAUGCAAGUAUUUGCUGGUAUUUCAGCAAUUCAGACAUAUGCUACAGAUUCUGUGAGAGAUAUGCCAAGCAAAGUUCGCAGCUGUCAAUUUGAAGAUGAAGGAUUUUCAAAGGUGAUGAAAAUGUACACCUACCACAAUUGUUUCACAGAAUGUCAAAAGAAUAAGUCAGUUGCAUUGUGUGGAUGCCAUUCAUAUCAUUAUCCAACUACAGGUACUAGAAGAACAUGCAAUUUCUUGGAUAUUCCAUGCUUGUCAAAAAACAGAAAGGUACUUCAAGCCAUUCACAGGGGAAAAUAUGACAAAACAAUAAAAUAUGACAUUGAAUAUAAUGAUAAACCAUGCAACUGUUUGCCAGAUUGCUCAAGUCUCAUUUAUACUGUUGAGACCACAGCCAAUACUAUUUCAACAAACAGUUUACUUUCUUCAAAUUUACUCCUUGGAAAUUUGAGUCCUGAAAGGCACAGUGUCAUCCACAUAUUCUUCAUAGAUCUUACAAUUAAUGAAUAUCGAACAGAUAUCUUCCUUGAAUGGCAGGCUUUUGUGGCUACUGUGGGUGGAAUACUUGGCCUUAUGCUGGGAUUUAGCCUGAUUAAUGGUUUUGAGAUAGUUUACUUUUUCACACUGCGCAUUUUCUUUCAUUUAACUUCGCAACGCAAAUCUAACAAGAAGCCAACACAAGCAGCUGAAAAGUGCCUUACAUAUAAACAUCACAAACAGAACCAGCGUACCACGCAGAUUACAUCACUUUCUUGAGUGCUGCCUACUACUGACCAAAUUUUUAGAAAUAUCUUAGUUUUAAGUACA
Schistocerca piceifrons (Central American locust) is the source of this 1514-nucleotide messenger RNA. RefSeq names its product sodium channel protein Nach-like. Gene Ontology annotation, molecular function: ligand-gated sodium channel activity. Lineage: Eukaryota; Metazoa; Arthropoda; Insecta; Orthoptera; Acrididae. Gene Ontology annotation, cellular component: membrane. The coding region runs from base 33 to 1463 and encodes 476 amino acids. The record is from RefSeq and is a predicted model, not a curated record. Gene Ontology annotation, biological process: sodium ion transmembrane transport. The transcript is spliced from 9 exons.